Molecule: messenger RNA, 1641 nt
Organism: Cucumis melo (muskmelon)
Lineage: Eukaryota; Viridiplantae; Streptophyta; Magnoliopsida; Cucurbitales; Cucurbitaceae
Product: glutaredoxin-C3
Exons: 4
Coding region: 1019-1423 (134 amino acids)
Biological process (GO): cellular response to oxidative stress
Cellular component (GO): cytoplasm
Molecular function (GO): glutathione disulfide oxidoreductase activity
Source: RefSeq, a predicted model, not a curated record
GAUAAUUAGGGCACCCAAUUUUGAACAAGUUUGACCCUUCCGACGACAAGAAGCUACAAUUGGCUGUCGGGGGCGAUCUAUUUUUAUGAAAUUGAUCGAGCCAAAUUUUGCUCCGAAUGCCCUUUUUCUGUCAUCUUUACCCAAUCAUAAUUCAAAUUGUCUUCGCCGAUUAAGGCCAGAGUAUGUGCGGCCAUUUCUUCCCUGGGUUAUGAGGCGAGUCCCUACGAAAAUAAUUCCUAAUUUCCAAUCAUCGAGAAUUUACCCUAAUUCGAUCAUGGCUAGCGACGCAACCAGAGAAAUGCAAUCAUCAGUUGAUUCAAAGAAGAAAGGCGCGGAGGAGGAGAAAGUAGAGAAAGAGGAAGAGAAAGAGAAAGAAAAAGAGAAGAUUGUGAAAUUGCCACCGCCGCCGGAGAAGCCGUUGCCGGGAGAUUGUUGUGGGAGUGGAUGUGUUCGAUGUGUGUGGGACGUGUAUUACGAAGAGCUUGAAGAUUACAACAAGCUUUGCGAGAAAGGUUCGGCGCCCCCCAAUUCUUGAGAUUUCAAUUUCAGGCUUUCAGCCAACAGUUUGUAAUUGAAAAUUGGAUCUGUUUGCUGUUGUAAACUCAAUGAAUUCAAAUUGAAUCUGUAUCUGUUUCGUUAAGAACAAUUGUUCAGUGAGAUGAAGGCGAAUAAACACAAUUCAUUUAUCAUGGCACGAUAUUUUAUGCUAAACCCUUUUAACUGAUUGAAUUGAGCACUCGAUUUCAUUGUUUUUUGUGGAUCAUUCAAUUAUAAUUCUUUAAUUUCAUUUCAUUUCUAAAGAAAAAUAAAAAAAAAGGGUCAAAAGAUAUUAUUUCCCUUUUUUAAAAUUAUAAUAAAAAAAAAUUGCUAUAUUAUGAGAUGAAGUGUCAGUUUGGUACGGGAGAAACAGAAAGAGAGUGAUGACCCGUCAAAAGGCCCAGUAGGCCAAAUGGGCCUCAUAGUAUAUUAUGGAGAUUUAGAGUGUCGAAGGAUUGAUUGUGUGUAAUUUUGGUGGAAGAUGAUGAUGCGGGGAUUUCAUUUUCAGUUGACUCUGGUUGUGGCGGUGAUCACUCUCGCCGCCCUUUAUCCGAGAGAUGGCCUUCCCGGAGCUGAAGCUGCCACUUCCACUUCCGCUUUCGUUCAUAAUGUCAUCUACUCUAACAGGAUUGCUAUGUUCUCCAAAUCCUACUGCCCAUAUUGCUUGGGUGCCAAACGUAUAUUCAGUGAACUCCAUGAAAAACCUUUUGUUGUGGAGCUUGAUCUUCGAGAUGAUGGACCUCAAAUUCAGAGUGUUCUACUAGACCUGACUGGAAAGCGGACUGUUCCUCAAAUUUUUGUGAAUGGCAAGCACAUUGGUGGUUCUGAUGAUCUGAAAGCUGCGGUUGCUAGUGGUCAGUUGCAGAAACUUCUGGCUUCAACUUGAUCGCCUUCUUGGAACGAUGAGCCACAUAUUUAUUGAACUUAAGCUACAUGAGCUGUGUAGAUGAGUUUAACAUUGUGAAACCCUAAGCACAUAUUUGUUAUUCGUUUGUACUCUGCAACAGAAAAUUCUGUUGCAUGUUUCGCCUUCUACUUUAAUGCUGCAUUUUUUCUUUUCAUUAUAUGAAAGCCAUGUUCAAAAGGUGUUUGAUUUGGAUAUUC